This is a messenger RNA of Lolium rigidum, 1981 nucleotides long. Its product is annotated as cysteine-rich receptor-like protein kinase 44. Gene Ontology annotation, molecular function: ATP binding; protein kinase activity. The record is from RefSeq and is a predicted model, not a curated record. Lineage: Eukaryota; Viridiplantae; Streptophyta; Magnoliopsida; Poales; Poaceae. The coding region runs from base 278 to 1681 and encodes 467 amino acids. Gene Ontology annotation, biological process: protein phosphorylation. The transcript has 8 exons.
GCACAGGCUGCUUCCAUGCUUCUUCUUCCCUUCCCCUCCGCUGUCACAGGGAUCGACCGGGCACUACUCUUCUUCCUCGGACCUCGGUCCUCCUGACUUCGGAUCCAUCCCCUGCCGCUGGUGACAAAACUUAACUGCUUGCUAAUUUGUUUCGGACCGUUGGUCGAGACUCUUAAGUACUCUAGUAUUUCCUUGUCUCCGCAGCAAGGACUCUGGUACUUUCGAUUCAUCCCAAGUACCGUGUACGGUUUAGCAAACGGCAACAUCGCCCAGGAGAAUGGCGAAAUAUAUGUUGGUCGUAGAGGUUGCAAGUGCUCAUAUCCCAGUGUCCAGCGAUGGAAAUGGAUACACGAAUGCAUUUGUCGAGCUUAACUUUGGUUCUCAGCAGUUCCUCACGACUGUCAAAGAGAAGGGUGUGAGAACAACGUGGAAUGAGUGCUUCUACUUUAACGUGCCGGAUCCAUCUGGUGUUGAUGAGCUUGUUCUUGAAGCGUGUGUGUAUAACACCAACAGAUCCAUCCAAGAUUCCAAGUCCUUCCAUGGCAUGGCCAGAAUCAUUGGGCCCUUAUUUCGGCCUUUGUCUGAUGCCGUUGCCUCGCCCUAUCCACUCGAGCAGACUGGGAUGUUCACGCGUGUGAGAGGGGAUUUGGUUCUGAAAGUAUACAUAGCCGAUGAUGCCUCAAUCAGAGCUUCAAACCCUCUAUUGGCACUGGCACUGGCACUGGAUACUGAUCAGACUUCAAUACCACACAAUAUACCAUUACACCAUUUGAAAGAAAUCACAAAUAACUUCUCUCACACUCACACUAUUGGGUCGGGUGGUUCUGCACGAGUAUACAAGGGAGUACUGCCAAAUAGGAAAAUCAUCGCUGUGAAGAAGAUCCUGCAGUCAUCAAACACAGACCUGGGAAAUCAAUUUGAGAAUGAAGUUUGUCAUCUUAUGACGCUUAAGCACCCUAAUAUAGUGAGGUGUCUAGGUUACUGCUAUGAAACACAGCAUGAGUGUUUAGAUCACAAUGAGAAAUACAUUUUGGCAGGGAUGGAGGAAAGGUUACUUUGCUUGGAGUAUCUUCCAAGGGGAAGCCUUGAUAGGCAUUUAACAGAUGAAUCUUCUGGACUUGAUUGGAGCACACGCUAUAAAAUAAUCCAGGGGGUUUGCUAUGGUUUAUAUUACCUUCAUGAGCAAACUAAUAGGCCUAUUUUUCACUUAGACCUAAAACCCGCGAACAUAUUGCUUGACGACAGUUUUGCACCAAAAAUUACCGACUUUGGUCUGUCAAGACCUCAUCAACAAAAAACCAUUUCCACUUCGUCAAAAGAAGGAACACUUGGUUACAUGCCACCUGAACUGUUUCAAGGAGGUAAAAUUACACCUAAGUCAGACAUAUUCAGUUUGGGUGUAAUUAUCGUGGAGGUAAUCACAGGAGACAAGCCAGAUAUCACUGGAAAAUCUUCAGAAGACUCUAUCGAUAUUAUGCUUAGAAAAUGGAGAAAUAAGUUACAGAGAUCACCAACGCAUGGAUCCCUGGAAUUGGAUUGUGAACAAAUAAAGAGAUGCAUUCAGGUAGGACUAAUCUGUGUGAAUCAUGACCGCACAAAAAGGCCUACGAUAACCAAGGUUAUCAAUAUGAUUGAAGGAUCCGAGAGUAUUGACAGUGACAUUAUUAAUGAGAGAACAUAAUCGGCAGGCCAGGUAAUUUACAGGCUAUAUAUUGGAUCCACAUGUGGUCAUUUCUUCUUCCUGUGGAGCAACAGAAACUUAUGAAAUAUUGAUGAACUCGGUUGAUGGCGGUUGUCCGGGCAAUCUUCAACCAGGAGGCUUGCGUCAAUUGCUUAGAAUGCAAGAUGAAUACAAACUCUUUGUUUUCUCUAUUUUAUUGGUUGAUUCAUGUUGCAACUUUGUAAGCUGGAAUUGUCUUUGAUACUAUGACUUUGCAAUAAAUAAGAUCGUGUGCAUCCGUUCGAUGCAGAUGCUGAGGCA